GCGCACACCGUCACUUCCUGCGCAGCUUCGGGCUCUUUUAGGUCUGUCUGUCUGUCUGUGUUGAUAGCGGCUUCAGCUUCCACACGUGUAGUCCUUCCUAUGUGAAUCUCUCUCUCUCUUAGGCUCGUUCAUUAGCUCGUCCCGCUCCGUCAGAAAAGGUGUUAAGCCAUAGAAACCGACAACCAUGGGGGCUUAUCUGUCGCAACCUAACACAACCAAGACCUCUUCCGAUGGCGGCAACAGCAGGAUGAGCUGGUUCUCUGCCAUGCAGGGCUGGCGCGUCUCCAUGGAGGAUGCUCACAACUGUAUCCCAGACUUUGAUGAGGAUACAGCCAUGUUUGCCGUGUAUGAUGGACAUGGAGGCGAGGAGGUGGCUCUGUACUGUUCAAAGUACCUUCCCAUCAUCAUCAAGGAGCAGAAGACCUACAAAGACGGCAAACUGCAAAAGGCCCUAGAGGAUGCUUUCUUGGCCAUCGACAGCAGAAUGACCACAGAGGACGUCAUCAAGGAGCUGGUCCAGAUUGCUGGACGGCCAAUUGAAGAACCACCGGUUGAGAAAGUGGCAGAGGAGGAUGAUUUGGAGACGGAGGAGGCAGCUCUUCUCCAUGAGGAAGCCACCAUGACCAUAGAAGAGCUGCUGGUUCGCUACGGACAGAACCUGCAUGCUGUCAAGCACGCUGCUGCCAUCAGUGCUGCUGCUAAGAAAGCCUCCUCCUCAGGAGCAGAGGGCUCAGGAGACACUGAUGAAGGUGGGAAAGUUCAGAAGAAGGAGGUGCUAAAUGGAGAGGUUGAGGAGGAGAGCAAUGGAAAGGGGAAGGAAGCCGGAGGAGCAGCAGCAGCAGCAUGCGGGUCUAAGCUGAGGGCCUGUCGGAGAGCAGCAGGAGCAGCUGCCUGUGGAGGGUCAGGAAGCCCAAAUGGAGAAGAAAAAGCGGGUAAGGCUGAAGGAGACGCAGGUCCCUCUUGCUCCUCUUUGUCGUCAAAGACCGCAGGGGACUCAAAGUCCAGGUUCUUCGAUGACAGCGAGGAGUCUGAGGGAGAAGAGGAGGGCAGUGACGAAGAAGACGGCAGUGAAGAGGAGGAAGGUGACAGCAGUGAGCUGGAGGAGGAGGAGGAUACAGGAGAGGAAGACUCUGAAGAUGAAGAGGAGGAGGAGGAGGAGGAAAUGUGUCUACCUGGAAUGGAUGGCAAAGAGGAGCCCGGCUCAGACAGCGGCACCACAGCUGUGGUGGCUCUCAUCCGAGGAAAACAGCUGAUCGUGGCCAAUGCUGGAGACUCUCGCUGCGUGGUGUCUGAGCGAGGCAAAGCUGUGGACAUGUCAUACGACCACAAACCAGAGGAUGAGGUGGAACUUGCUCGCAUCAAAAAUGCUGGAGGGAAGGUAACCAUGGACGGACGGGUCAACGGUGGACUGAAUCUCUCCAGAGCUAUCGGUGACCACUUUUAUAAGAGGAACAAGGUUCUACCUCCAGAGGAGCAGAUGAUCUCUUCGAUGCCAGAUGUCAAAGUUUUAACACUUAACGAGGACCACGACUUCAUGGUCAUCGCCUGCGACGGCAUCUGGAAUGUGUUAAGCAGUCAGGAGGUGGUGGACUUCAUCAGCGAGAGGAUCAAACCAGACCAGACUGGCAAUGUCCGAGCCCUCUCAUCAAUUGUGGAAGAGCUGCUGGAGCACUGUUUGGCUCCUGACACAUCUGGAGACGGGACAGGAUGUGACAACAUGACCUGUGUCAUCAUCACCCUCCGGCCGCACCCCGCUCAGUCUGACGACAAAAAGAAGAGGAAGCAACCGGAGGAGGCAGAUGGGAAGGAGCUGGGGGAGAAUGGAAAUGACUGCAAAAAGGCUAAAAGUGACUAAAUGCAAAGAGAAACUGUCCGUGAGAGAGCAGCUGGUUCCUGGCUACCAAUGAUACACCAGAGACACAUUCUUCUCAAUUAAAUCCUGGCCUCACAAAAAAACAAACAUCUGACUCUAAAACAUAAAAGGCAAAAUGCUAUGAGUUCUAGCUCUUAAGUUUGGUGGAAGUAAGACCAUCAGAGUAGUUAUUGCCCUUUCAUUCAUGAUGGAUUCAUACUUCAAGCUCCCCCAGUAGUUCCUUUAGUUUGCUCUUGCUGGAAAGAAACUGGACAUGCUGUACUUCUUAAAUUCAGAAGAGGCAGACUCACUGACAUGCUGAAUGGCAUCGAAUAUUCGAUGUGUAUGAAGGAAGAUGCUGGACAAACCAUUCUGCAGACAUGUGUAUAUCUAAACAUUUUAGAGACUUCCCCCACCACCACGUAUGCUGCAAUCUGUUAAUGUUACAUUUCCACAUGACAGUUUUAACCCCCCCCCCCCCCCCCCUCGUUGAGGUUUGACAAUGGCCACCAUGACCUGCAUGAUAUUGGCAGAAUUGCUCAAUUACAUGCAGGUUUAUUUUUGUUCUGGAACAUGCCUAAGUCUUCGUGUAGGUCCCUCAUCGCAGAGCUUUUUUUUGUGUCCCAUCAAAGUGCCGUAAAGUCCACAAAUUAGUUUUGAAGUCCCUUUUUCACGUCCUCCCAAAAUGUCUGCAUACAAAUUGACAAUGCGUAAAUAUAAAAACAAACGAUGGAUUUAGACACUACUGGUGUCCUUUGAAGCCCAAACUGAAAUCUAACAUGGAGUGAGAAUUGACUGUUAAUCCAGCUAACAGAAUGUUGAAUGUUUUGGUAACCUGUUUUAGGUUUCUCUCAGACCUCCCACCCUGAGUUUCUUUCACAGUUAAGACUUUCAGAACAACGUAAGGAUUCUGGUUACUUGUCCAGUUCUUGAUUCCUAUUUCUCCCCUUUUGACACCCGUUCACAAGUGAGGAUACUUUUCAGCCUCUGGUUAUCCAAGCUUUUCAUUUCUGCUUUGUCUUGUCUUGAUAAAAAAAAAAAAAAUCUGUAAAUUUCCAAACAGAAAAGAAGUGGGGUUUUUGAGCUUUCUCACUGAGUUGGAAACAUGACAGCAUGGAAACAUGUAGUAAGAGGUGGUGUUGAAGUCCUGGACUAACUCUACAAGUACAGCUCGAGUCCAGGACUUAAAGACGUCCUCCACCCUAUUCACACUUCUAGUUUUCCCCCUAUUUUUCAUUGUAACACUUUUUUAUUUUAUUUUUAUUUUUGCACAGUAAAAAAUACACCAAUAAUAAAUAAAAUAUACAGUGAAGGAAGAGGCAGAAAGCUCAGAGCUCAUCUGAAGCCUCCUCCUAAACGUUAAAGAAUCACACAAAGGAAGAAACACAUAACUAACAAGAAAUUACCUGUAGGUCAUGGGUUUUUAGUCACGACUAUUUCCACUCAAUAGUUUAUUUUUCCAUGUUGGCUGAGUACGUUUUCUUGCAGUUUUUAUAGAAAUCCUUUUUGAGAGCACACUCUGAUAACACCUUGAUGUUGGAGUGUGGACGGGGAGCCGAUGUUAUUUUUGGAGUGGAAAUACAAUCUAAAGAUCAGAGCACCGAAACAGUGUAACUUUGUAGAGGGUUUCUUUUCCUUUAUUUACAGAAGCCUCGUUUAAACUACAUUGUGUGACUGUAAGUUUGUUUCUAUUGUACUAUUUCGUCACCAUGCCCUUUUUUCUGUAAAUAGUUUUUCAAUACUUGUAAUUUGAACAAAAAUAAUCUUUUUUUUUUCUUUGUAUUUGUGAGUCAGUGUGACAUUUGGGGUGCAUACUCUUGACACCAGUAUGUAAGUACGUACAAAUACAUUUUUUUAAAUAAUGAGA
Labrus bergylta (ballan wrasse) is the source of this 3719-nucleotide messenger RNA. It is a transcript of the gene ppm1g, whose product is annotated as protein phosphatase, Mg2+/Mn2+ dependent, 1G. Gene Ontology annotation, molecular function: cation binding; protein serine/threonine phosphatase activity. Gene Ontology annotation, cellular component: nucleoplasm. Gene Ontology annotation, biological process: protein dephosphorylation. The record is from RefSeq and is a predicted model, not a curated record. Lineage: Eukaryota; Metazoa; Chordata; Actinopteri; Labriformes; Labridae.